ACAAUUAUUGCCAAUCACUAUUCACUAGGUGUUCUGUUUUUUGUCAAGUGCUAAUGUCCCAAAGAGUAAAGAGUAAAGACCUAACUAGUAAACUGUAAAGACUAUAUUAUAAUUAUCAUUAAUCAUUAUUCGAACUCGUAAUCUAUUAUGUGGUCGUACUGUCAGACAUCGGAUAACACUAAUCUGUACCUACACGAAGAUAAUAGAAACAUUAGAAACAAUAUCGGAAUCUAUAAUAAUAUUAUAAUAAUUAUUAAUUAUACUUAUUCUUAUUAUAUAAGUUAUUAACUUAAUAAUUUAUUUUACAUAAUAUCUCGAACAGUCUUUAAACGGCGUAUUAUAAUAAUUACUUCUUACCAACCUGGUUUAAGUUUUAUUAUGUAUGUUAUUUUAUUAUGUUUAAAUUGGAAAUCAAAUUAUAUUAAAAUAAAAAUUGAUAGCGUUUAGCAUAAAUCAAAAUGGAUAGCUUUCAUUUACCUUGUAACAAGAUAAAAGAUGAAUAUCAAAAAUGUUUCAGUUCUUGGUUCACUGAAUGUUAUAUGAAAGGCGAUUAUGAUGACAAAAGGUGUGCCAAAAAAUUUGAUGAGUAUCAAAAGUGCCUUCGAGAAGGUAUGCAAAUACACACCUUGGAUAUUGAAGAUGUAUUAAAACCUUACUUGGGAACAGAGCGCAUGAAGAAGUAGUUAUAAUAAAUCUUUUUUAUAUUAUCUUACUAGUUAAAAAUUAAAUUUAGUAAGUACCUUUUUGUUAGUAGCUUAGAAUAGGUAAUUUAAUGUCUUUUAACUGUUCCUUAACAAGUUUUGUUAACUUGUAGCUGUUGAGUAAUUAUAUUAUUAGAGUAUAAGUUUUAUAUUUAUCCAACUGUUUUCAAUUUAUUUUUUACAAUUAAUAGAUAAAUUUGGAACAAUUAA
This is a messenger RNA of Rhopalosiphum padi (bird cherry-oat aphid), 911 nucleotides long. RefSeq lists its product as uncharacterized. The transcript has a single exon. The record is from RefSeq and is a predicted model, not a curated record. Bases 459 to 683 code for a protein of 74 amino acids. NCBI's taxonomy places the organism in Eukaryota, Metazoa, Arthropoda, Insecta, Hemiptera, Aphididae.